Messenger RNA from Trifolium pratense (red clover), 784 nucleotides. RefSeq names its product AP-1 complex subunit sigma-2-like. The record is from RefSeq and is a predicted model, not a curated record. Gene Ontology annotation, cellular component: intracellular membrane-bounded organelle; membrane coat; AP-1 adaptor complex. Gene Ontology annotation, molecular function: clathrin-cargo adaptor activity. The coding region runs from base 108 to 593 and encodes 161 amino acids. NCBI's taxonomy places the organism in Eukaryota, Viridiplantae, Streptophyta, Magnoliopsida, Fabales, Fabaceae. Gene Ontology annotation, biological process: intracellular protein transport; vesicle-mediated transport. The transcript has 7 exons.
ACUUGUUUUUUGCCUUAAAAAAAAUUUGAAUACCACUGUCCCUUUCUAAAGAGUAGAAAACAUCAAUCCACAUAGAGUUUCUCUUAGAUCCAUCAAAUAAUUAUCAAAUGAUUCACUUUGUGCUUCUGAUUAGUCGACAAGGAAAAGUGAGGCUCACAAAAUGGUAUUCACCAUAUUCUCAAAAGGAAAGAUCCAAGGUAAUUAGAGAGUUAAGUGGCCUAGUUAUUUCUCGAGGCCCAAAGCUAUGCAACUUUGUGGAAUGGAGGGGACUCAAAGUUGUAUAUAAAAGAUAUGCUAGCCUUUACUUUUGCAUCUGCAAUGAUCAAGAAGACAAUGAAUUGGAGACCCUUUCCAUUAUUCAUCACUAUGUUGAGACAUUGGAUCGCUAUUUUGGCAGUGUUUGUGAGCUAGAUUUAAUCUUCAAUUUCCACAAGGCAUACUUUAUAUUGGAUGAAGUUUUGUUGGCUGGAAUGUUGCAAGAGACUAGCAAAAGAACAACUCUGAGACUCAUAGCUGCACAAGAGGAGUUAGUGGAAGCUGCCAAAGAAGAAGCUAGUUCAUUGAGUAAUAUAAUUGCACAGGCUACAAAAUAAGAGCUUCAUUGAGUAAAAUAUCUUAGGCUGCAAGAAAAGCUCAUUUUGAUGAUAAUUUGUUCCCUACAAAUCAAUAAGAAAAUACUUUAUACUGUAAUAAAAUAUUUUGUUUAGACAUUUUAUUUUUAAUAUAGUGAUUUUGUAAUGAGUGGAAUGUUGAAUUUUUAUUAAUAGUAUAAGUGGUUACAAGG